Brassica rapa (field mustard) is the source of this 1723-nucleotide messenger RNA. RefSeq names its product polygalacturonase At1g48100. Gene Ontology annotation, molecular function: polygalacturonase activity. The record is from RefSeq and is a predicted model, not a curated record. Gene Ontology annotation, biological process: carbohydrate metabolic process. NCBI's taxonomy places the organism in Eukaryota, Viridiplantae, Streptophyta, Magnoliopsida, Brassicales, Brassicaceae.
AUGAUGAUGAGAAAAGGUCUAAGGCUAAGAAGCAUCACGAUGGUGAUGUUAAUGGCGGUUUUGGUCUGGUCUGUAACCCUAGAGACCUGCAUUGCUAGAAGAGGAAGACAUUGGAGACAUAACCACCGAAGCUCCUCUGACUUGUCUGAUUCCUUGUCAAGCAAGAAACCGAAAAGCCAUGGGAACAGUCAUCACAACUCUCACAAUAACAACAACAAUCAUCACCAGAAGUCUAAACCUAAACCGAAGCCAAAGCAGAAAACGCCGCCAAAAGCUGACGACAACAACUCUCCGGUGAUCUCACCACCACCAAAAGUACAACCACCGUCUCUUCCGCCGCUAAAGGGAUCUCAGGUCUUCAACGUGAUGAAUUUUGGAGCAAAGGGUGAUGGCAAAUGUGAUGACACUAAGGCGUUUGAAGCGGCUUGGGCAGCGGCUUGCAAAGUAGAGGCAUCCAUGAUGACUGUACCGCCUGAAUACACUUUUCUUGUAGGUCCAAUCUCAUUCUCUGGUCCUUAUUGUCAAGCUAACAUUGUGUUCCAGCUUGAUGGUACUAUUAUAGCUCCAACGGAUUCAAAAUCAUGGGGAAAAGGGUUAAUGUGGUGGCUUGAAUUCACAAAGCUGAAAGGAAUUAAAGUACAAGGUAAAGGUGUGAUUGAUGGAAGAGGCUCUGGUUGGUGGCAACAAGAUUACCCUUUCAUUGAUGGUGAAACUAAGCUCAUCGUUCCCUUGAACAAUUCUGUUCACCAAAACCCACCAAUGCCAGAAAGAAGUGAGCUUGAUUGGAAAAUGCCAAGCAUUAAACCAACGGCACUGCGAUUCUAUGGGAGUAUUGGGGUGGAAGUGUCUGGUAUAACUAUCCAAAACAGUCCUCAGUGUCACCUCAAAUUCGAUAACUGCAUCGACGUUGAGGUACAUGACAUGUCCGUUUCUUCACCUGGUGACAGUCCAAACACCGAUGGGAUUCACCUUCAGAACUCCAGAGAUGUCCUCAUUCACAGCACAACACUCGCUUGUGGAGAUGAUUGUAUCUCCAUCCAAACAGGUUGCUCGAAUGUAUUCGUACACAACGUGAACUGUGGACCAGGUCACGGUAUCAGCAUAGGUAGUCUCGGCAAAGACAGCACAAAAGCGUGUGUCUCGAACAUAACAGUGAGAGAUGUGGCGAUGCACAACACGAUGACAGGCGUCAGGAUCAAGACAUGGCAAGGAGGAGUAGGAUCAGUGAAAGGGAUACUCUUCUCAAACAUUCAACUCAAUGAGGUCCAGCUUCCUAUAGUGAUAGACCAAUUCUACUGUGACCAUAGCAAAUGCAAGAACCAGACAUCAGCAGUUGCAGUGGAAGGAGUGACUUACGAGAGGAUCAAAGGCACUUAUACCGUGAAACCGGUUCAUUUCGCAUGCAGCGAUAACUUCCCUUGCGUGGAUGUGCAGUUAUCUGCAAUAGAGCUUAAGCCGGUUCAAGAAAAGUAUCAUAUGUCUGAUCCGUUUUGCUGGCAGACAUUUGGUGAGCUCAAUACUCCUACUCUUCCUCCUAUUGAUUGUUUACAGAUUGGGAAGCCUGCAAGAAACAGAGUUCAGUCUGAUCACGAUGUAUGUUGAUGGGUCUUGGAACUAGUGUGAAACAUGUAGAUGAAUGUAUAUCUUGUCUAAAAGCCUACUACUACUAGUAAUCUAGUACCACUGCUUCAUACGAAUUAUAGUUUAGUUUUAAAUUGAUGUC